AUGCCGCGAUCAGACUUCUCGGUCCUUGGUCAAGGCUCUCAGGUAUACCUUCCAGAAGGCGAGUACCUUGCGAACGAAGUGUAUGGCUUCUCCUGCAUGAUCAAGUCUAAUAUCAUCGCACUUUUCUUCACUCUGUCGACAUCCAUUCGUAGCGACACCGAUGCAGGGCUACUCAUUGAAGUACCGUAUGGAUUGAAGCUGUUGGACGCAUGCACACCGAGAGGGAUGACGGUCGAGCUCACCUGUUUGGUAUCAUACUUCCUCAACGGAGCGGAAGUUGGAGUCGACACGCCAGGCGGCCGCCUAUCACUGCGGAUCCGCCCAGCCACGGGAGUCAUCCCUGCUGGGCCCAAUAAGAUCCUAUUGGACUUCGUCAAUCCGUCUGAAUUGUUCCGCAACACCCCUAGUGGAAGCACGCCUUGCGGUAUGACUGAGUGUUGGACCUUGCGGUCGUUGCUCGAUACUGAAGGCAGUCGGGAAGAUUGGCGCAACAUGCUGGAGAAGGAAGCCACAGUAGAGGCGUUCGACAUCCACGAUGAAAUCGCCUCCGCUGAAAUCAUACCGGACACCAUUGGAAGGAAUGACAGACCGGGCUUUGCAAAUAUUGUGGCGCUAUCUAUUCGCAUGGAAAACGACGUAACUGAAUCUCCCACCAUGACAAUCAGAGCACCUCUAGGGUCCGUCUUCCCACAGGAUUGUCUUGGGGGGAUUCUUAUCAACUUGGAGGAGUUCCUCACUCCCAGCCAAAAAGACAGCGUAAAAAUGUUCGAGCCAGGAGUCGAACCCACGGCCUGUAUCAGCGACGAGCAUUUACUCAGAGUUGAACUACCUGGAGGCCUCAGGGCUGGGGUCAUAUACGCCUUUGCAGUGAAGGUUCGGAAUGCACUAGAGGAAACCGAGGAGGAAGGGUUCUGGUCUAUCGAGUAUGCUAAGGAGGCUAGUGCCCCUAUCCCAGCGUUCAGCCUGUGGGUCGUAUCUGGGAUCGUAAUCACCCCAACCCAAACCACUCGUCGUAUACUGGCCUCGUCGGCAGAGGCAACGACUGACAUCAACUAUGUCACUAUUGAUUUCAAAACUCAUCAUGAGAUAAGACCUGGUGGGAGAAUUCGAAUCGUAGCUCCGAGUGACGGAACAGAGGAAGGCUCCUUUAAAUUUAUUCGAUAUACUCUGGAAUGUGUUAUCACACUACAGCAAGUUAGUGGUGACAGGGGACAGCUGACCACACUGUGGGGAUCUGAUGAUGUCACUUGUAUAGUAGAGGAAGAUGCAAAGAAUGUUGCUAACGUCAACAUCAUAAGCACGACCAAGGUGGCCCAAGCUCCUGUCAAUGUAGCUCCCAGCAGUCGGCCCGUUCAGUCCAUCCGUAGCGGUCUCCUUUAUCGAGUUGUUGCGGUCGUAUACAACCCACAGCAAGCGAACCAACAAGCGGCUAUAUGGGGCAUCGAGACCUACGACAAUACGUUCACGAACGUUGGGGGAAACCCUGACGUUUUCAAUUCCGAGGCAGCACUACUGGACGCUGGCACGGCCACGGGCUUCCCGAUCACCGUGGACCUCUAUCGUUUUCUUAUUACAAAAGGGGACGGCCCACAGGAAGCCUUGGACAGCACUCAGAGAGCCUGUCGCGGCUUUUCGUGGAUACAGGACCCGCCGCCUGAGGCCACAAUGGAGUGUGAUGGAGCUGUACUGACUUUGAGCUUCGACGAGCGUUACGGCUGUGAUACACAACAAUCGUGCUUGAAUGAGAUAAGCUUCAUCUUGAGUACUAUCAACCCGCUGGAGACUCCCCCACCUGAGGAUAACUUCUGGGUUGUCCAACAUGAACUGCCGACUGGAACCUCUGAUGCCGCGAACAGCCAGUCGGGGACGGAGAUUGUCGUGUCGUUCAUGCCUGCGUCGACUGCUGAUCUUGUCGAACUUACGGACUCGCAGAGUAUCUAUGGUUUCCUAUUGCCUGGCAAGGUAACGUUGGGGAGAAGUAGCGUCAUUAAAGUCAUGGCUUUCCAGUUCGAAGUCCUUGACGAAAAUUUGAAUGCUGCGAUAAUCCAACCCUUACCACAAGAGACUAUCCUCGCCAACGAAAAGUACAUCAUCAGUAUGGAGGUCGUCACUCCAUCGGAGAUCGGUGGCGGCGAGAAGUAG
Molecule: messenger RNA, 2142 nt
Organism: Perkinsus marinus ATCC 50983
Lineage: Eukaryota; Perkinsozoa; Perkinsida; Perkinsidae
Exons: 10
Coding region: 1-2142 (713 amino acids)
Source: RefSeq, a predicted model, not a curated record